CGUAGACGCCAUUUACUGCCCUUGCAUGUGUCAUUUCAUAAGCAAUCUUUAGUCAAUAAAUUUCGAUGGUGCAUAUCUUAUAAACAAUUUUCAGCCAAUUUAAUGGUAAAACGCAGUCGAACAUGAAACUUGUUGUUAUCUUUGCUUCUUUAUUGGCGGUUCUAGCUAGUUCUACGAGCAGUUGUGAUCUUAAUGAAAUUCGAAAAUGUUGGAGUGACUUCUGGCCGUUGAUGUUUGAUUUUCAAGAGCAAGAUCAAGAUGAAAUUUGCAAAAAUCUUGAAGAUGGGGUAAAGUGCUUGAGAUCAAGCACUGUUGCCUGCGUUGAAGAUAAUAGUGUGGAAGCAGAGGUUCUCAAUGAAUUAGAUGAGUUGGUGAAUUAUGCUUGUACAGAAGACAGUGAAGUAGAGGACAGUGAAGCUCUAAGCGACACUGAAGAUGAAGAUGAAGAAGAUGAUGAGUGCCUUACUGAAAAUUCAGAUUAUAUCUUUGGCUGUCUAGCAGAGGGUAAACGAAAGGUUCUUACCUUGUUGAUGCAAAAUGGUAGAAAUGCCAACGGGAAGGAUUUGAAAUGCACAAUGUACAGUAUUCUGGCUGACUGCUUUGUUGAGAGAGUGCAAGAGAAAUGUGGAGAGGAAGCCGGGAAAGCUGCGAGGGAAGAAAUGGACGACGUACCGGAAGACAUCAAAGAUGCUUGUGAAAAUGCUGAUAUUGACCUGUAUACAGUUCUACAUAUCCGAUAACAAAAUGUAAUGAAGGACUAACUACACUUCAAUAAAUCACAUUUUUAAUCAAAUUUUAAAAUCACCUGAAAAAUUAGAUUGGUGAAAUUAAAUAAAUCGUUUAACACUUC
Molecule: messenger RNA, 850 nt
Organism: Uloborus diversus
Lineage: Eukaryota; Metazoa; Arthropoda; Arachnida; Araneae; Uloboridae
Exons: 5
Coding region: 123-740 (205 amino acids)
Source: RefSeq, a predicted model, not a curated record